Messenger RNA from Dothidotthia symphoricarpi CBS 119687, 3340 nucleotides. RefSeq names its product cysteine proteinase. The coding region runs from base 461 to 3145 and encodes 894 amino acids. Gene Ontology annotation, molecular function: cysteine-type deubiquitinase activity; cysteine-type endopeptidase activity. Gene Ontology annotation, biological process: protein deubiquitination. Gene Ontology annotation, cellular component: cytosol; nucleus. The transcript has 4 exons. NCBI's taxonomy places the organism in Eukaryota, Fungi, Ascomycota, Dothideomycetes, Pleosporales, Dothidotthiaceae. The record is from RefSeq and is a predicted model, not a curated record.
CAAGAAUCUAGUGCUCUGUCGUCUCCCUGAUUGCUCGCCGUCGGACACUGAGUCUGUGACGUUUGGUGUGGCCCAAGCGCAGGGCUCGACGACGGACGACCUGACGUGCCAUUGUGCCCUCUGCAUUCUUUAUUCACGCCGCCCCCGACCGCACGCAAUCCUCGCGCCUCUCCCCCGCGGGCAGUCUUGCAGCGCUCAUGUCGUGCUGAUAGAAUGACCCCGCGCCCUGCCAGCUGCCCCGCUGCCCUCCACCCACCGCCGGGCGUCGCGCGACCACCUCUCGCGAGCCAGCAAUAAAUCUCGCCAGCCCCCGCGCCACCUGCGCGCCGCCAUCGCCGCUGAGCACGGGCACGAGCAGACAGAGCAGACCGAGCAGGAGCAGCACGCACCGCCGCCUGCACGUUGGCCGCGCGGUCUCUCUGGCCGGCGACCGACUGGAGGCGAGAGGGUGCCUGAGCCCAUGAUGCCAGGCCCGUACGUGCCGCCCACCGGGCCCUACCAGGGACGGAGGCAGGAGCACCAGUACCAGUACCACAUGCCGCCGCAGACGCACUCGCCCGUCCACCACAACCCGUACGCGCAGUACCACCACGCCCAGCACUAUGGCCAUCCGCACGCCUACCCCCAGCACAUGCCGCACAUGCAGCCGCAAUGGUACCCCUACCACCAGCCGCAGCAGCAGUACCCCAUGCCGCCGCGCCAGUUCCAGCCCCAGCCCCACGCCUCGCCCGUCGUCGUCUCGUCGCACCCGCACCUGGCCGACCUGCCGCUGGUGAACCGCGCCAUGGGCCACACGCCGCCCAUUGUCCACUCGCGCACCCCGCCCGCCCCGCGCGUGCACACUCCCCAGCCGGUGCCCUCGACGUCCUCGGUGCACUCGCAGACGCAGGUGUCUGCCUCGACCCCGCUGACAAACACGACCACGACGCCCCCGCCCAUCGCCGAGUCGAAGCCUGCACAGUCCACCCCGCCUCCGGCUGCACAGCCUGCGACGUUCAAGCCCUUCUACCCGCCCUUGCCGUGGCUGUCGGUGCCUGACGCAGAGUUUCCUCCCCGUGCCGCCACCCGGAGGAGACGACGACGCGAUGCUGUGCCCGCGCAGGAGGAGGGACUAGCGUUGCCCUCGCGCGAGCAGGCUGUCCCGGAAGAGUCCUCGGCUGACGCUGAGCAAACCACAGACGGGGUGCAGACACCGACUGAGGAGCCAGAGGAGUCGCAGGCAUCCACCGUUGCAGUGCCCUCGGACGCGGAGAUUGACACCCCCUCGACGUCACACCCGCCGUCUGAGGCUGACCUCACCCACUCCACCACCCCGACUGCCGUGACCCCAUCUGCUCAGACUUCACCCGCCGUGCCAAGACACACACGCAACACGACCAAGCCUGUUGUCCCGCUCAUCCCCAUCAAGCCCACCAAGCCCUCGACUGCAGCCUCGGCCACUCAGAAAUCAGUCAAGUCUCCCCCUCCUACAGCAAAUUCGCAGGAUGCGCCAAAGGCAGAAGACACUCCAGCAGUCGCGCCAGAGGACACAGCCAGUGCUGACGAGGCGACCACGACGGCCCCGCCGGCCAAGCCUGCACCACCAAAGUCAUGGGCAGAACUCUUGAGGGCAAAGAACGCUCCUGCGUCAGCUCAGCCACCGCCGCCCGCCACUGUAUCAAAUGGGGUUCCUGUUGCUGAAAACGGGCCCACCGUGCCAAAGAGCAAUUCUCUCGCUGACGUUCUGGCGUCCUUCUCGGUUGAUUCAGAGAAGAAGGUCUCGUUCCUUGAACCUCGCGGCCUCGUCAACACAGGCAAUCUUUGCUACAUGAAUUCUAUUCUGCAAGUCCUUCUUUUCUGCGUUCCUUUCUAUGACUUUCUGGACCAGGUUGCCAGGCGCGCUGUGCACAGCUUCAAGUCCGAGACGCCUCUCGUAGAUGCAAUGAUCAUGUUCAUGCGCGAUUUCAAAAUGAUCGAUUCCGCAGCCUCGAUCGACCAGCUUCGUCUGCGUUUGAAGGACAACGAGCUCGAGCGGUAUGGCGAUCCCCUGACGCCAGAGUACGUGUACGACGUGAUCAAACGCCUCCCACGAUUCGACAACAUGAAGCGAGGCCAGCAAGAGGAUGCCGAAGAGUUCCUGGGCUUUCUGCUCGCCGGCCUGCAUGACGAGUGCGCCAACCUGAUCAAGAAGGACAAGUCAAAUCAUACUCAAGAAAGCCUGACCUCACCGACAACCGACCAACCGGACUCCACAGAGGGUGGCUGGCACGAAGUUGGAUCGAAGCAGAAGGUGUCCGUCACUCAAUCUUCCGGAACCAUCGAGAUCGAGACGCCCAUCACCAAGAUCUUUGGCGGCAAGCUCCGAUCUGAGUACAAGAAGCCAGGAGAGAAACCUUCAGUCACACUCGAGCCAUACCAACCACUACAACUGGACAUUGGCGAACCCAACAUCAACAACAUCACAGACGCCUUGAAAAACUUGACACGCUUGGAGACACUAGACGGCGCAGCCCGUGGUGCCCGUGCCUCCACCAAGCAAGUCCACAUCGAGAGCCUUCCUCCCGUCUUGAUCCUCCACCUCAAACGAUUCCACUACGACGAGAAGGGCCCCCAGAAGAUCUGGAAGAAGGUCGGAUACCCCCUCGAAUUAGAAAUUCCGAAGGAAAUGUUCCCCCAGCACAAGCGAGGGUACUACCAGGCAAACGGAGGCUUCCCGCGAUACAGGCUGAUCGGCGUCGUUUACCACCACGGCAAAAACGCAAGCGGUGGGCACUACACAGUCGACAUCCGCCGCCAAGAAGGCAAAGAGUGGAUCCGCAUGGACGACACCAUCCUGCGUCGGAUCCGCGCCGAGGACGUUGCCGAGGGCGGCGCCGAAGAGGAUCCCAAGGUCCUGGCUGCCGCGCUCGAACAGCACAAGUCCGACGCAGGGAAGAGCAAGAACUUCUUUGCCCAGAUCGACAUGGAAGACGAGGAGGCCGACAAGGGCGGCUGGAACCAAGUCAACGGCGCGGAAAAACAGAAGGAAAACACGAAAAAGUGGGCUGGCGUCCUCAACGGAUCGGCGACGCCUAACUCGGCUGGCAAGCGCACGCCGCUCCAGAAGGAAAACGUCCGCGACAACAAGGUCGCGUAUAUUCUUUUCUACCAGCACAUGGAGUCAUGAGGUGCGGGUGUUGAGGGGCAGCUCAGAAAGACUUGUGGAAGUGGGGGGGAUGGUUUCGCGAACCUCGGACGGUAAUCAUACGACGUGGGGAAGAAAAAAAGUUUUUGAAGCAUUUGCGUCGGGAACAAAAGUGAUGGAUGGAUUGGAAUGGGAUGGAAUGGGAUGGGACGGAUCGGGUCGGGACGGGACUAAUGG